Messenger RNA from Andrographis paniculata, 2096 nucleotides. Its product is annotated as D-3-phosphoglycerate dehydrogenase 1, chloroplastic-like. Lineage: Eukaryota; Viridiplantae; Streptophyta; Magnoliopsida; Lamiales; Acanthaceae. Gene Ontology annotation, cellular component: chloroplast stroma. The transcript is spliced from 5 exons. The record is from RefSeq and is a predicted model, not a curated record. Bases 74 to 1867 code for a protein of 597 amino acids. Gene Ontology annotation, molecular function: phosphoglycerate dehydrogenase activity; NAD binding. Gene Ontology annotation, biological process: L-serine biosynthetic process.
UGCUCCCCCAACCCCACAGAUCCUCUCCCGGCGAAAUAUUCUGCUCCGAUCACUCUCGAAUACUGUCUCAGCGAUGGCGGCCUCAGCUUCCUUCGCCGGCGUUAAAUCGUCAACCACCGUCUCAGGUAUUCGCCGCCGGCAGCCUCUUUCCACCGUAUUCGGCGUCAAUACCCUGUCCGUCCGCCACAAUCGCGACCAAACGCGCCGCUUCGUCGUCCUCGCAAUGGACGCGAAGCCUACGAUUCUCGUCGCCGAAAAGCUUGGCGAGGCCGGGGUGGAUCUCCUGAAAGAGUUCGCGAAUGUCGAUUGCUCGUAUGACCUCACUCCGGAGGAGCUUUGCGAAAAGAUCUCGCUCUGUGAUGCGCUGAUUGUGAGGAGUGGUACUAAAGUGAACCGCGAGGUGUUCCAAUCGUCUACCGGACGGCUUAAGGUCGUCGGAAGGGCUGGAGUCGGGAUUGAUAACGUGGAUCUGGCGGCCGCGACUGAGCACGGGUGUUUGGUCGUGAAUGCGCCGACUGCAAAUACCAUCGCCGCCGCCGAGCAUGGAAUCGCGCUAAUGACCGCCAUGGCUAGGAACAUUGUUCAAGCAGAUGCAUCAGUUAAAGAUGGGGAAUGGCUGAGGAGCAAAUAUGUUGGUGUGUCUCUUGUUGGCAAGACACUUGCAGUGAUGGGGUUCGGGAAGGUUGGAUCAGAGGUUGCAAGACGUGCCAAGGGUCUGGGUAUGCAUGUCAUUGCACAUGAUCCCUAUGCUGCAGCUGACCGUGCCCGUGCAGUAGGUGUUGAGCUUGUGAGCUUUGAUGAAGCUAUUACAACAGCUGACUUCAUUUCUCUCCACAUGCCACUUACUCCAGCAACAACGAAAAUGCUAAACGACGAAACUUUUGCAAAGAUGAAAAAGGGUGUCAGGAUCAUCAAUGUCGCACGUGGAGGAGUUGUUGACGAAGAUGCAUUGGUGAAGGCACUUGAUGCUGGCAUCGUUGCACAGGCAGCGCUCGAUGUUUUCGAAAAGGAGCCACCAGGUAAGGACAGCAAACUGGUACAGCAUGAAAAUGUGAUUGUAACUCCACAUCUUGGUGCCAGCACAAUGGAAGCACAGGAAGGGGUGGCUAUUGAAAUCGCCGAAGCUGUUGUCGGAGCAUUGAAGGGAGAGCUCGCUUCUACUUCAGUUAAUGCACCCAUGGUUCCUGCUCAGGUUCUUAAUGAGCUGAAGCCUUUUGUAUCUCUUUCCGAGAAACUCGGUAGACUUGCAGUCCAACUAGUAUCAGGUGGGAACGGCGUAAACACCGUGAAAGUCAAAUACACAUCCGCCAGAUCUCCAGACGAUCUCGACACAAGGAUACUCCGCGCCAUGAUCAUCAAGGGUCUACUCGAGCCAAUCUCAAGUGACUUCGUGAACUUGGUCAAUGCUGAUUACACUGCAAAACAACGAGGUCUCCGCAUCCGUGAAGAACGAACUCCCGUGAGUGGCUCACCGGAAAGCCCACUGGCGUCGAUCCAGGUCACAAUUCCAAAUGUAGGAUCCAAAUUCGCAAGCGCUCUUGAUGAAGACUCGGGAGAGAUCACGGUGGAGGGCCGGGUUAGAGAUGGAGUCCCGCAUUUGACAAAGGUAGGAUCUUUCGAAGUUGACGUGAGCCUGGAAGGCAGUAUUAUACUGUGCAGGCAAGUCGACCAGCCCGGAAUGAUAGGUAAAGUAGGCAGCAUUCUUGCUAAUGGCGGCGUGAACGUUAGUUUUAUGAGUGUCGGGAGACUAGCUCCGAGGACGCACGCUGUGAUGACGAUUGGAGUCGAUGAGGAACCGAGCAACGAGACACUGAAUAGUAUCGGGGAGAUUCCUGCGGUCGAGGAGAUUGUUUACGUCAAGCUGUAACGCGGUAACUCGUCGUCGCUAUUUUCUUGAUUUUGACAUGCUUUUGCUAGCAUUCUUGGCAUCUUUGGCCCUCGGGAAUAAGCAUUUUUGACAUGCCCUUUUGAAGGCAUUGUGUUUUUUUGCCAUUUUGUUAGAUCCUUUCUCUGUGUAUCGAAUAAUUUUGAAUAAUCUUGAUUUACUCAUAUAUAGAAAGGAAAGGCUUUGUUUAUAGGCAGAGUAUUGGCUACGU